GUUAGUUUCUGCACAAUGUCAAUAGAGAAGGUUGUGUUCUGAGACGAGUGAUUGAUUUUGUGGCUAAUGUGAAACAAUCCGUGGAUUAUGUGGAAGCAAUGUAUUAAACCUACGUUUUAACAGAUAAUUUAGUCCUCAAUGCUGGCCUCAUGCUGCAUUAACCCAUAAGGUAUACUAGGGGAAGGGGUCAGUACGAGGUGUUGGAAGCAUAUCGGGAUGAAGCAGACGUUGAACACACUUUGAUAACCCGUUCAGCGCAGCUACUAUGAGCGUGGGCGGGUAUGAUGGCAAGAUUGCUGGCCUAUACGACCUGGAGGAGACGCUGGGACGCGGCCACUACGCCGUGGUGAAGCUGGCCAGACACGUCUUCACGGGAGAGAAGGUGGCCGUCAAGGUAAUUGACAAGAUGAAGCUGGACGAGGUGUCGCGGGCGCACCUGUUCCAGGAGGUUCGCUGCAUGAAGCUGGUGCAGCACCCCAACGUCGUGCGGCUGUACGAAGUGAUCGACACGCAGACGAAGCUCUACCUCAUCCUGGAGUGGGCUGAUGGAGGCGACAUGUACGACUACAUCAUGAAGCACGAGAAAGGUCUAGACGAGGGGGCGGCGUGCAAGUACUUCAGGCAGAUUGUGCACGCCAUCAGCUUCUGCCACAAGCUGCACGUGGUGCACCGCGACCUUAAGCCCGAGAACGUGGUCUUCUUUGAGAAGCUCGGCAUGGUCAAGCUCACCGACUUUGGCUUCAGCAACAAGUUCUGCCCUGGCCAGAAGCUGGAAACCUCGUGCGGCUCCCUGGCCUACUCCGCCCCGGAGAUCCUCCUCGGGGACUCCUACGAUGCUCCUGCUGUCGACAUCUGGUCGCUGGGAGUGAUCUUGUACAUGUUGGUAUGUGGUCACGCGCCCUUCCAGGAGGCCAAUGACAGCGAGACCCUCACUAUGAUCAUGGACUGCAAGUACACCAUUCCUGACUACGUGUCCGAACCCUGCAGGAACUUGAUAGCUCGAAUGUUAAUCCGGGACCCUGGGAAACGCUCCACCUUAGAAGACAUAGCGAGUGACCCUUGGCUACAAGAAGGCUGGACCGUGGACCCAGCAGAGGUGUUGCCCCUAGUGUCCCGGCAACACCUUACGGAGGAAGACCAUGCUCACAUCAUACACAAGAUGGUUUCUGGGAACAUAGCUUCAAUGGAAGAGAUUCUUGAUGGGCUAGACAGGAAUGAGUACAACCACAUUACUGCAACAUAUUUUCUGUUGGCGGAGCGCAAACUUCGAGCACACCGUCUCCAACAAGCUGAUCUGGCUAAGAAUGCUGUCACCAGCCCUGUGAUGUCUGUCAGAAAAUGUGGAGGCAGCUUAGAUGAAAGCUCAAUACAGAGCACAGCAGAGACCUCGAGGUUUAUCCAAGCCUCCCAACUGUUUAAAGAUGACAUGGCUAAUGGCAUCCUACACAACAAAUUGUCAGAGUUUUUGCAGGUUCGAACUGGAGGUCGUAUGAGAACUUUUAGUAUCUUGGAAGAAGAGGAAGAGGAAGAAGAGCCAAGAGAAGAGAUAGAUGAGAAGAAGGAAGAUGAAGACACAUUGGAUAAAGGACAGAGGUCUAGAAGUGGAUCACGAAGUGGAUCACGUAGUGGCUCCCGCAGUGGAUCUCGAAGUGGGUCUAGAAGAGGAUCAAGGGCAUCGAGUAGCUCUUCCCUAAAGGAUAAAUGUGUAAGAGACAUGAAGUUAGAUUUAUCUCUUCUUCAUCGUCUUGAAUGCGUUCGACGGGGCAGUGGUUCACAUCAAGGCUCUCUACAAGGGUCAGCUGCCACAUCACCUUCUGGUGAUGAUCCUCCUUUACCAGAGCCCCCUUUUCCUCCCUCUUCAAAUAUUGGGCUUGGACGGGGAAGGGCCAAGAGUGCUGGAACUUCUCCAGCCACAACCCCUCCAAACAGUUUAGUACCACCUACAAAUAUAAAUAACAACAACAAUAAUAGUAGUAAUAAUAACAACAAUCUUUCCACAGUUACCCAACAAGGGCCCACUCUACCACCCCCAAGAAUUACCCCUCAAUCUUCUGUAUCCUCAUCGCCAACAUCUCAAGCAUCUUCUCCAACCUCUCCAGGACCACAACAAUUACCAUCUUCACCAAAGAAUCAGAGUUCUUUCUUUAACCAUAAAUUUAAAACUCUACCAUCACCUAACCGGAGACUUCAUUCUGUUAGGUCCUCACCACAGCUAAUGCUAAAUGAAAUAUUUGAAGAAGGCGAGUCAGAUGGGGAAGGCAGUAGUGGGAACAGCCGUGUAGCCAGCACAACUUCUGGGAACAGCAUUGGGGGUGCAGUUGCUUCUCCAGUUAUUAUGCGCAGACAUCGCCUUGUUAGAUCACGAACUGCAUCAUGUAGUUCUUCAGAUGCCUCGGAUGAUGACCAGGAUGCUCGAAAAAGGCGGCAGCAACGUGCACUCACACGGCACCUUACUCGAGACUCGCAAGAAGAACCAUGUGAUUCACAGGAACCAUGCAGUGAAGCAAUGGAUGAACGACGGGAUAAUGAUAUGACAUUAGAAGAACUUAAUGAUCAAAUGCUUGUUCCACCUUCAUUUGAUUGCAAUGGUAGCUUACAAGGGCAAGGCAAUGCUCGUGGUAAUAGACCUCUGUCUGCUGCUUGUGAUGAUGAACGUAAGAAUGGACCUUUGAAGGAGGAGGCUGGUAGCACAGAAAAUAUGCUGGACAUAGAUACAACAUUACGAGAAAGCCGUUCCUUAAAUUGUAUCGUUAUGGCUAGUGGGGAACAGGAAGAACUUCCCUUGUGCAGUGUAUCAGAAGCCUCGCUUCUUGACCAGUGUUCAUCUAGCAAUAUAACUGUAUCUACAGAUAAUGUUACUACAAUAUAUAUUGAAAAUAAACCAUCUGUUGAAACCGGAAAUGAUGGAAAGCUUGUUCAAUCAAGAAAUUUAGUGGGUGAUCGUGUUGUGAUCCGUGUAACUGAUGAUAAUGGACAGUGCCAGGAUUCCAUUGUCGGAGAUAUAGAUACACCAACUGACAUAAAAUGUUUUGCUCCAAAGGAGACAGGAUCCCCUCUGGAAAUUGGUGCUAAUGAUGUAGUAGUUGGGCUUGUGGACUCUCCCCGACCAGGUCGGCCAGUAGGGAUUAGACCUGUAUCAGAUUCACAGGUAAUCACUCGUCCACCACACUCCCCAUCUUUGACCAAAUCAGUGUCUCACAUGGAAUCUCUAAGUGCAUGUGGGGAACGAUCCUCCAAUAAGUUCUCUUUGCGGACUAGUGCUACCAAUGGAUCGCUGAUGCCUGGGCGGAACCACUAUGUUAUGGACAUAAAUCAGAAUGCAGGACGAAAGAAUCGUUCAGAAAAAUCAAAUGGUGCACUAGCAAUACAAGGGACCUCAAAGUGCUGUAGUUUAUCUUGAGGUACUGGAUACAGUGUAGGAGAAAUUACAGACCGUAUUAAAUAAUAAACUUGUGCAUUUGUGUUGUACGUUUCCCAAAAUCCUUAAAUAUAUCCAGGGGUACAUAUAAAUAAUGGAAAUUGUUUGCAGGUGUAGACAUUAUUGAGUGUGAUAAAAUUGUGUUGUGUAAAUAGAAGAGUCAACUAUUUUGAGAUGUAGAUAUGAAUGAAAUUUGUGUCCUCAGCCUGGCAGGUCCCAGGAAUAUGUGGAUGAUCACCUUGUUGACUGUCCCAACCACUGACAAGUGCCAGCUUUACUCCAGUGUAUUUUCCAUUCUAUUGCUGUUGCAGUAUAUAUUUUGGGCUGGUAUGUCAGUAACUAUCAACCAGAAUAAUAUUUUAACAUAAACUGCAGUGUCUGAAAAUGAAAUGUUGGUGUUGAAUAUAAUGUUGAUUCUUGGAAGUCUACAGGUUAUUCCUCGUGAAAGUGUGUAAGAAGAUGUAAAUGUUAUUGUUUUCAUUGUAUAGGUGCAUACCUUACAUACAACCAAAUGAUGGGAUCUCACAAUUAAUAAGAAGCACAGCAAAGAAUCUUAUACAGUCAAUAUUUUUAUAAUAUACUUCUUUGUACAUAAUUUUCAAGUUUGUUCAACUGGUGGCAAUAUUUUUGUGACUAAGAAAUUUGAGCUCCAUUGCCAUAUAUUGUGGAGUUCUAAAAUGUUAAUUGCAUAGAUGAGUUGAACCCCUACUUGUGAUUGGUCAAAUUGUAUUAUCUUUCCUUCUCUCCUUUUCAAGUACUUAUUAUAAUCUUGCCAACCCUAGUCAAGACCUAGUCUUUGUGUAUACAUGGAAGCUUAGCCGUCACAAAAGCUGGGGGUGUCUCUUGUCUGUUGGUCAGAUUUAUAAAGCCAUUAUCAUUGAAGUUAAACCUUUUUAUAAUUUUUCAUGGCAGUAUUUCAACAUAAUCAUUUUAAUAAUAGAUUUGUACAAAGUACAUAUUGUAAAGUGACCUGUUGACAUAGUGCUAUAGUGUUGCAUUCACUUUCAACCCUGGAAGGAUCCGAAUUUUAAUUACAAAUCGAGUGGUGCAACUCAACAUUUUUAUAUUUAAGCAAUACCUCUCUCAAAUUCCCUCCAUGAAAUGUCAUGUGAACUAAAUAUUAAUAGAGCAUCCUACCUUUUAUUUUAUCCAAUCAGAAUCUGCUACAGUUUUUCCAAUAUCAACUGCAACAAUUUCAUUUGACAUAUUUCCAUUACAUAUGAGGAAAAGAUAAUAUUGGUACCUAUGGCUCAUAAUUACUAAUUUCAUCACAAUGUAAAGAAAAUUACCCUUUAUUAGGUAUAGUUUUAUGUUCUUUGUUAGAUAGUACAGUAUGUGGCUUAAGAUAUUUAUUUAAUUUUUGUUUUGCUUUAAUUGUUGUAAUAAUACAUGUUAUAGUCAAGCAUUGCAUACUCAAAAUUCUGUACAGUCAUAAGCGAGGUCUUAUUUUAGUUUACCAUGGGGCUUGGUAGUGAACCAGUUGACAAAGGAUGCCUAUGGAAGUGAAAGUGUGGGAAAAGUCACAUGGGUUAUUACCUGUGCGCUCUUUCAGGAUUCUUCGCUGCACUCUCACUGUAUCACUACUAGUACUCUACUACACUCUCUCCUCAUUUCCCUCUCAGUAAAUGCUGUUUUUUUUUUAAUCUGUCAUUUCUGUAUUAUUAACUUUUAAUUCCCUCAUCUAUAUUUUUAUUGAGGCAAUCUGCAUUCUUUCUUCAUUCUUGUUUCUCAAAGCAAACAAGUCAUGGUUGCUUCACUUGUGUGAUACAGUAGCCAAAUUAGCAUGUGCUGAUCUUUUAACAAGUGUUUUGAUUGGUCCUUCGAACAUUUUUAUAAUUUGGAGUCACUUUGAAAAUAUCUAAAAUUUUGAAGUUUGUCACUCCAUCAAGGAAGGGAAGGGAAGUUAAGGGAAAGUACCAAAUUCAGUAACACAGCAGUGAUACAGAGAUUCUCCAUUCCAUGCUACCAGCCUGUGUCUUUUCCAGAUAAUUGCAUUUGUGACAUGAUUGGUGAUAAUUAGUUGUAGACGGUUCUCUUUCUUAGAAUAUUACGUUUUUUGUAAUUAGAGAAGUUAAAUUUCUUAGGACUCCAGAUUGAUGCCAUACAGUAUUUGAUAAUGAUUACAUGUGCACAUCUUUCUGUAAGAUUAUUUUUGUCUGGUGUGACGAAUUUUAUGUAAUGGUAUUGGCAAGUUUUGGCCAUAAAUAACUUGAGUGCUACACUAAGGCUCUUAUUUUACCAUACAUAAUAUUUAUGAAGAUGAUGGAAGUCUGAGCAUUAUAAAUACAGGAUGCAGGAGUAGCUGCAGGAAGUCAAGUAUAAUAAUAAUUAGUUGAUUGAAGUGUAAUGUGGUAUGUGUGUGUAUUUUUUGUAAGCAAUGAUAAGCAAACACAGGAAUAUAUAAUUACACUGUAUUGCCUUUUGGUAAAUAUGUUUUGUUGAUUGCAUUGUGCUUUAAUGAAUUACUGUAAAAAGACAACAUAUUAUUAGUCUUAAUUUGUUAAAAUGUAUGAAGUAUUUUGAUUUAAUACUUAUGACAUAUUACAUUAUGAUUUUCAAAGUUGAUAUAGAUAUUAAUUCUGAAAAUUCUUGUGCCAGAUAAUGGGUUAUUAAUUUCUUGUACUUCACAUGUUUGUAUGUUAAAUAGUUUUUUAAAUAUGUAACAUCUGUAUUUGUGUGUGUGAAUGGUACUCCAUAUAAUUAUACAGUUGUGUGUUUUUGAAUCUGUUUGAUUAUGUUUAGUACAUGCAAGAUUAUUUAUGAUGUGAAUGAAUGUGAAAAUCAUGUAAAAAAAUGCAUGAAAUCAGUUUCAAUAUCUUGACAUGGGUUCAAGAUUUGUUGAUACUGAUUUUGUGAUCACCAUUGAGAGCAUGUGUCAGUUGUUCAGACUGUAAUGUAUGUAUUCUUGCAGGAUAAAAAAAAUUAGUACCGGUAAACCUAGAUAUAGUGAGUCUACAGUUCAUCAGUCUUCUCUUCUUUACUUAAAAUGAACUUUGAUUAAAUUAUUGUCUUGUUA
This is a messenger RNA of Procambarus clarkii (red swamp crayfish), 6434 nucleotides long. RefSeq names its product SNF related kinase (gene Snrk). Gene Ontology annotation, molecular function: ATP binding; protein serine/threonine kinase activity. Gene Ontology annotation, biological process: protein phosphorylation; intracellular signal transduction. Lineage: Eukaryota; Metazoa; Arthropoda; Malacostraca; Decapoda; Cambaridae. Gene Ontology annotation, cellular component: cytoplasm. The record is from RefSeq and is a predicted model, not a curated record.